Cooperia oncophora is the source of this 789-nucleotide messenger RNA. The record is from the annotation of a GenBank genome assembly. Lineage: Eukaryota; Metazoa; Nematoda; Chromadorea; Rhabditida; Trichostrongylidae.
AUGAAAAAGCCAAAGGACGGCGAGAAAUGGGUAAUUGAGACCAAUCGGCUUACCAUCUACGAUGUGAGAAAGGGCAUUCAUGGCAAGGGUGAUAAUGCUGUCUACCAAUGCAAAGCUGAGAACAAGCACGGCUACGUAUGGACCAACUUCUACCUCAAUCUCCUGGCCUUCAAACCUCAAUUGUUGACGGAUGCUGGAGAGGUGGAAGCUGUGGCCGGUCAGUCAGUAUCGCUGGAGUGCAAAUUCUUCGCCAGUCCAAAUGCAGUCAUCACCUGGUCAAGCCCGCUCCUGCAAGGCAUUGUUCAUAACGUGAUUCCAGCCAGUCCGCACGGUGUUGGAAAACUUGUUAUUCCCAAUGUUACACCAGAAGCGGAAGGAGAAUACGAAUGUACGGGAACGAAUAAGUACGGCCAAUCCAAAGGAGCUGCGAAACUUCUUGUGCGAAAAGCCACUCGAUUGGAACCAUUCCGACGAGCCGAAGAAGUCAAAAUUGCCGGAGAAACUAUUCGGUUACCUUGCGAAGCUACUCCUGAUGAACGCCUCGAGGUCAAAUAUGAAUGGCAUGUCAACGGUCAGCCUCUGUCCGAAGUACAUUUGCAGUCGGGACAUUACCAGGUGGACGACGACAAUUCACUGCUAGUCAACAAUCCCACACAGUAUGACUCGGCAAAGUACAAGUGUAUUGCAAGCACGAAGCUCGACAAAGUUGAGAAGGAGGUCCAGAUUCAAAUCAAGGGUAAGUCGCUCAUGACUAAGCCUCUAAUUUUUCAUGAACUGCUGUUUCUGUAG